GUAUAAGCGACAAACUAUUUUCUUAUUGUAACAAGAACAUGGAAGACAUAAGUUAUCUGUGUAAUCCUAUGGUAGAACCAUUUGUUUAUGAAACUAUAAGAGACAAGUUGGAAAGAUACUCCAAGGAAACACCAGAUAAAGAAGCCAUCGUAUUUUAUACACCUGAAUUUGAGAGACAAUCUUUGACUUUUGGAAAUCUAUAUAGAAAAUCAUGGGAAUGUGCUCAAGGUCUGAUCAAGUUAGGAAUACAACCAGGUGACGUUGUUGGUCUAGGUUUACCGAACAUUCCAGAAUGGAUUUUCUGUCAUUUUGGAAUUGCUCUUGCUGGAGCAAUCACUCUUGGCUUUUCGUAUUUGUCAGGACAAAACAUUGUUCAAGCCCUAAAUCAGAGUAAGAAAUGCACGGCUAUUAUAUUCGGAGAUAGCGCUGAAAAGAUUGACUUAGUCCGUCAAUUUGUAAGUGGCACUAACGAGAAUGGAAGAGUUUUAAAAACAGAUGUUUCAUCGCUAAAAUAUGCUAUUCGGGUUGGAACAGAAGACGCUGGUGAUUUUCCGUUCACCUUUGGUUCACUUCAGCAAUUAGCGGAGUUAAAUUUUGGUAUAGAACUACCAAUUUUGCUACCAGAUGACGUCUGUAUAAUUAUGAUGACCUCUGGAACAACCGGUCAAAGCAAACUCAUCCCCAAAACUCAUUUUCAUGUAUCAUCUGUACUACCAAUGACCAACCAAGUGAUGAGGAUGGAAAAAGAAGACGUAAUCUUUAAUUGUCAGUCAUUUAUAUGGAUUGGUGGUUAUGUCUUUCCGUUGUUAAAUUUUGGCAACACAUUGGUUACAGUAACUAGUUAUUUAAACAACAUAAGCACCGCGAGACAAUUUGCAAAACUUACAGCAAAAGUCAUUGAGAAAGAAAACUGCACUUUCGCUGGGAUAUAUGGUCCAUCUUUGCUAGAAUUUUCGGAUGGCGAAUUAAAUUGUUCAAGCUUUCCACUAAAAUGUGUGACUACAGCAGGAUUUCCAUUAUCUACAAAGUAUGCUUCUGUAAUUGGAAAAGUAGCCCGCCGUUUUAUUAACGUUUAUGGAACAACCGAACUUGGGUCUAUCUGUUACAAAGAAAUAGUACGACCUGAAGACUUUGAGGAUUAUUCCGUGGGAUCUCCAGUCAGAGGCAUAGAGAUAACUGUUCUUGAUCAAGCUGGUAAACUUUGUAAAAGAAACGUCACGGGAGAAAUAAAUGUUCGAUCCAGUGUUCGUUUCCUUGGAUAUUUGAACAACCAAGAAAAAACCAUCGAAGUUUUAGACCAGUCUGGUUGGUUUAAAACAAAUGAUAUUGGGUACGUUACUUCUGAUGGCCAGGUUGUCGUCAGUGGUCGUUUAUCGGAUGUUAUCAUAAUAGGAGGUUGGAAAAUGUCUCCUGUACAUUUAGAAAAUGUACUAUCUGCGCAUCCAGACAUAUUAGAUGUCAAAGUUAUAGCUAUUGAAGACAAGGUGAUGUUCCAAGAAGCAUGUGCCUGUUUAAUGAAGAAACCGGAAUCAACAACCACAUGGGACGAUCUUAAAGCCUUAAUUCCUAACAAAAGCAUCACAAACAAAGAAAACAUACAGAACAGACUUGCUGUUCCAAAAUAUCACGUGUUCAUUGACUCGUUCCCUAGAACAAUUAGUGGAAAGAUUGACAAAAAACAACUAAAAGAGGAAGUUCUUAAAGUUUUAAAAUUGAAAUAAUGACCGAGUUCAAGUUCCAAACAAUUUUUUGCUACAAUGAUCUGUGUAUUGUUUUUUUGUUUUUAUUUUCUUCAAAAUGAUCUGUGUAUUGUUAAUGUAUACAAAUAUUGUAAUUUUUAACCAUUGUAAAUAAAUUUCUUCUUUAAAAAAGCAUAUAUAUAACAUU
This is a messenger RNA of Mytilus trossulus (common blue mussel), 1887 nucleotides long. Its product is annotated as medium-chain acyl-CoA ligase ACSF2, mitochondrial-like. The transcript has a single exon. Gene Ontology annotation, biological process: fatty acid metabolic process. Bases 39 to 1721 code for a protein of 560 amino acids. Lineage: Eukaryota; Metazoa; Mollusca; Bivalvia; Mytilida; Mytilidae. The record is from RefSeq and is a predicted model, not a curated record. Gene Ontology annotation, molecular function: medium-chain fatty acid-CoA ligase activity.